UAUAAAAAAAAUCAUGCUUAAAUGCUCAUUUUAGCUCUGAAAGUUGAACACUAUUUCUACCUCUCGAACAAAAACACCCGAAAGGAACUGAUGUCGACAGGUAAAUCGCAAAUUGAAGUGGUUAAAGCUAAUGGAUUUUCUACUUUAGAGAAAGGCAGUUCCUCUCGUACAUCUACGUAUGAGGAUCUUGUCCAAAAUCCUGAACUUUUUUGGGAUACGCUCCGAGAUUUUUUCCAAUCUUCUGGGCAAGAAUUUAAGAUUCCUGUUGUGGGUGGAAACAGUCUCGAUCUGCAUCGGCUGUUCAUUGAGGUCACAUCUCGUGGUGGUCUUGAAAAUGUGAUCAACGAUCGCAGAUGCAAAGAAGUGAUUGAAGUUUUUAAGUUUAAGACAGUGGUAACAAAUGCAGCACAUGUUUUAAAGACUAAGUAUCGUAAAACGCUCCUUGAGUUUGAGCAUGUGUACUUCAAAGCUCCGCGCUCUACAUUUCAGGGGAAUGAGAAAGCACUGAAGCGCCCUGUCGACAAAUCUGCAAAGCGUGGCAAUGGGACCAUUGAUGGGAAGUUCGAAAGCAGUUACCUGGUAACCAUGAAGAUGGGCUCAAAAGAGUUCAAAGGAGUGAUCUUCCACACUUCUUCUCAAGACGAUCCUACAGCUCGUAGGAAUAAGAGAGCCAAGUCAUCUCAUGGACGACCUAAGUUCCCAAGAAGCAGUUAUAACUUCUUCUUUGCCGAGCAACACGCGAGGAUUAAAGCUGAGGGCGGUGGACGAAAGGGACCUUUCACCAAGGAAAUUGCGGAAAUGUGGAAUAAUCUCUCUGAAUCUGCUAAACAGGUUUAUCAAGAGAAAUAUCGUAAGGAUAAGGAGAGGUACAACAAGGAGUCGUUACAGCACAAAGCUUCAAAGGAUUCUUAUGCGGCGGAAAUGGUAGCUGCGACUGAUGCAGUGGAAACUGUAGCUGAGACCAAUGCAACAGAUACUGUAGCUUCCGUCAAUGCAGCGGAAACUGUAGCUGCGACCAAUGCUGCGGAAGCUGUAGCUGAGGCCGAUGCAGCGGAAACUGUAGCUGCGACUGAUGCAGCUGCAAGUGCAAGUGCAUGGGAGACUGUGGGAAAGGAAAGUGAGUAGUUUUAAUUUUCUCCAUCGUUCUCUUAUCUAAUUGUUGGAACUUUAUAUUUAUGUUAUGAGAACUUUCGUUUAAUAAUAAGUGGUAGAACUGGCCAUAGGCAACUUUUUCAUUCAA
Molecule: messenger RNA, 1240 nt
Organism: Camelina sativa (false flax)
Lineage: Eukaryota; Viridiplantae; Streptophyta; Magnoliopsida; Brassicales; Brassicaceae
Product: putative high mobility group B protein 11
Molecular function (GO): DNA binding
Source: RefSeq, a predicted model, not a curated record